CCUUUCUCCAGUUGUGCAGCGACAAUCGUAGAAGAGCAGCUUCUCGGAAGCCAAGCACAUCUGGAGCAGCUGGGACCGCUGCUGGAGGCGGGAGAGCCCUCAGGGCAGGCGGAGAGGCGGGGCUACUCACUGGAAGGGCGGGGUGUUUGUGCCUCUUGUGCCCAGCGCACAUCUGGGUCGGCCCAUGCUCUGGCCGACUACGAGCUUUAACAUCUGGGGCCGGGCCAGGGCAGCAGCGUCCAGUGCGCAGGUGGCGCGGCCCAUGUGCCGGGCCGGCGGGUGAGGCCGCGCGGCGGGGCUGGGACAGUGCUGGCACCUCCCGAGCGGGCCCGAAGCGGCAAGGGGGCGGCCGCGAUGCCAGGCGAAAAUAUCUUUCUGUUCGUGCCUAACCUCAUCGGUUAUGCCCGGAUUGUCUUCGCCAUCAUUUCCUUCUACUUCAUGCCCUGCUGCCCCCUCACGGCCUCCUCCUUCUACCUGCUCAGCGGCCUUCUGGAUGCUUUCGAUGGACAUGCUGCUCGAGCCCUUAAUCAAGGAACCCGGUUUGGGGCCAUGCUGGACAUGCUGACGGACCGCUGCUCCACCAUGUGUCUGUUGGUCAACCUGGCCCUCUUGUACCCUCGAGCCACCCUUCUCUUCCAGCUCAGUAUGAGCUUGGAUGUGGCCAGUCACUGGCUGCACCUGCACAGUUCUGUGGUCCGAGGCAGUGAGAGUCACAAGACCAUUGACUUGUCCGGGAAUCCAGUACUCCGUAUCUACUACACCUCAAGGCCUGCUCUGUUCAUCCUGUGUGCGGGAAAUGAGCUCUUCUACUGCCUUCUCUACCUGUUCAACUUCUCCGAGGGACCUUUAGUUGGUUCCGUGGGCCUUUUCCGAAUGGGCCUCUGGAUCACUGCUCCCAUCGCCUUGCUCAAGUCCCUCAUCAGCGUCAUCCACCUAAUCACAGCUGCCCGCAACAUGGCUGCUCUGGACAUGGCAGACCGUGCCAAGAAGAAGUGAUCCUGGAACCACUCGUCCCCGGCUGCCCACCUGUCCUGGGAGUCUCUCUGUGCUCCCCUCCCCAUCUUAGGAGGUCCUAGUCUCACGUCUUCCUAAUGUGUUGUCCAGCCUGCUGGGAUGGGAGUCAGCCUCUCUUUGGUGACAUCAUGUUCUCUGUGAUCUUGGGGACUAGGACUGGGGUCCCCAAGGAUUGGGGCUUCAAGUCAGGAUGGAUGCUCAGAAGUCCCUAUGGGUGGUGCUCCUGGGAUGCCAGGAGGCCAGUCUGAGGAUUGGGCCCUUGUCACAUCCUGCUGGCUCAGCAAGACCCUGGGGUCUGGCUUGGCCUGAGUUUUAGGAACACUUGAGUGAGGGAAAAUGGUGUAGGAGCCAGAUUUCCCAAAAGACAGGGGAGUUAGACCUCUGCCUCUGACCAGAGGAAGCCCGGGGGCACUGUGCCUGGGCAGGAAGGGGCCAUCUAGCUGAAGUCCCCAUUGCAGUCUCCUCUGUCCUGUCUACCCUGGCCCUGGAAGCCUUGAUAAUAAAGGCAGGCGCUUCACUAUUCUGGACUCAAUUUCCUUUGAGACCUUCUUGGAUCAGGGCCUGGGUUGAGGGGUGCUUGGGAGAAAGGGAAGAUCCAUCUGGAUGCUUUUCCUCUAGUUGUUUGAUGUCUGGCUUUCUGUCAUUCCACGGUGACCCCAGAGAGAGGCCUUCCUGGCACCCACCUGCUUUAUGUCACUGUCUGUCUACAUUUAUUUGUAUCCUUGAUAUUUUCUACCCCCACUAGAAUGUAAACUCUAUGAGGGCAUAGGCUUUUUUUCUUCCCUCUAUUCCUAGAAUGAAGACCAACCUUAACCUGGCACACAGUAGCUGCUUAAUAAAUAUUCAUGAAUAGAUCA
Nycticebus coucang (slow loris) is the source of this 1871-nucleotide messenger RNA. RefSeq names its product CDP-diacylglycerol--inositol 3-phosphatidyltransferase (gene CDIPT). Gene Ontology annotation, molecular function: CDP-diacylglycerol-inositol 3-phosphatidyltransferase activity. Gene Ontology annotation, biological process: phosphatidylinositol biosynthetic process. The transcript has 6 exons. Gene Ontology annotation, cellular component: Golgi apparatus; membrane. The coding region runs from base 355 to 996 and encodes 213 amino acids. NCBI's taxonomy places the organism in Eukaryota, Metazoa, Chordata, Mammalia, Primates, Lorisidae. The record is from RefSeq and is a predicted model, not a curated record.